AUGGACAUCCAGCCGAGCCGUGAGAAGACGCUUCAGCGGACGGAUUUCCUGUUUUUGCGGAGCGGCCUCGAGUUAGCAGAGCAGGAAGUGCGGGGCGACAUCGCGAAGACCAGAAAGGAGGUUAUCAAGCAACGCGAGAUGGGUGGGAAUGUGUCGGGGAAGAAAGUCAUGAACAUUGGCGCUCGAUUCGGUGGGAACCGCAUCGAGCCGGUCAGUGUCGGAAGAAUUCUGGCGACUCAGAAGGAUCUCCCUGCCGAUGACCUCUCCGCCAUCAUUGAUAUCCAGGACGGCCACGUCCACGUCACCGCUAAGCUUAAUGAUGACGACAGUGAUGACGAAGGUCGACGUCGCGCAGACAAGAAGACGCGGCGCAAGGACGACGUUUACAUCCAGACUCACCAGUCGUGCUUCGGCGUGAUGAGCUCAGAGCGCUUUCAAGAUAACCUUCUCCGCUACCUCUUGGACUUCCCCUCCUUGCAGGUGGAUUCGAUCGACGAAGAUGAGCGCAAGAGAGCUGUGCGGAAAGUGCCCAUGGGAAUGGAGUCGCCCGAGACGGAAGAGGAGGAUGAUAACUUCUAUCAGCAGGAGACCUUGAGCUCUGGCGAGGUGAUCUGGAUUGACGAAGAGAUCCUUCUGGAUUUCGAGGAGAUGGGAUCGCAGGAGCGAACUACUUCCGGUAAUCUGGUUGCGACCCAAGCUCAUUUUGCGUUCGUUGUGUAA
This is a messenger RNA of Symbiodinium necroappetens, 720 nucleotides long. The record is from the annotation of a GenBank genome assembly. NCBI's taxonomy places the organism in Eukaryota, Dinophyceae, Suessiales, Symbiodiniaceae.